Triticum turgidum subsp. durum (durum wheat) is the source of this 1107-nucleotide messenger RNA. The record is from the annotation of a GenBank genome assembly. Lineage: Eukaryota; Viridiplantae; Streptophyta; Magnoliopsida; Poales; Poaceae.
AUGGCGCGCUUCCUCGUCGCCCUCCUCGCUGCCACCCUGGUCGCGGUUCAGGCUGGAGGGCAGCUGGGCCACGCGGCGCCGGCGACGGGGGAGGUGUUCUGGCGCGCCGUGCUGCCGCACUCGCCAUUGCCUGACGCCGUUCUCCGCCUCCUCAAACAACCUGCAGCAGGUGUUGAACUGCGCACAGAAUCCACCAGCUUCGUGAGAGACCCCGAGGACAGGCCCCCCUUCGACUACCGUGAUUACAGCCGCUCGUCGUCCGAUGAUGAACCGAGCAAGAGCACCGUCGCCGCCUCCGGAGCGGGGGGCUUCGACUACGACAACUACAGCGGGGCCGACGAACGUCGUGGUGCCACCGAUGAAUACAAGGCGCCGAGCAGCAGCCUCGCUGGAAGCGGGGCGUACAUGGCUAGGGGCGGCAAGGCGGAGACGACGACGGUGUUCUUUCACGAGGAGGCGGUGCGCGUCGGCAGGAGGCUCCCAUUCCACUUCCCGCCGGCGACUCCCGCCGCUCUCGGUUUCCUGCCGCGCCAGGUCGCCGACUCCGUCCCGUUCACGACGGCCGCGCUGCCCGGCAUCCUCGCGACGUUUGGCAUCGCGUCCGACUCCACCACGGUGCCCAGCAUGGAGGCGACGCUGCGCGCCUGCGAGUCGCCCACCAUCGCCGGGGAGUCCAAGUUCUGCGCGACUUCGCUGGAGGCCCUGGUGGAGCGCGCCAUGGGAGUGCUGGGGACCCGGGACAUCAGGCCGGUGACGUCGACGCUGCCCCGCGCCGGCGCCCCGCUGCAGAUGUACACCGUCGUCGCCGUGCAGCCGGUGGAGGGGGGGCCUGUCUUCGUGGCGUGCCACGACGAGGCCUACCCGUACACCGUGUACCGGUGCCACACCACCGGCCCGUCCAGGGCGUACACGGUGGACAUGGAGGGCGCGCGCGGCGCCGACGCGGUGACCAUCGCCGCCGUGUGCCACACCGACACGUCCCUGUGGAACCCGGAGCACGUCUCCUUCAAGCUCCUCGGCACCAAGCCCGGCGGCACGCCGGUCUGCCACCUCAUGCCGUACGGGCACAUAAUCUGGGCCAAGAACGUGAAGCGCUCGCCGGCGUGA